AUGCCUUCGACGUCGUCAUCUCUCCCCAAUCCCAAGGAGCUUAGCAUCGAAGAUGACUGGACUAGGGUUAAAGACCCGAAGGAAAAGAAGAGGAUUCAGAACCGGGUAGCGCAGAGAACAUAUCGUCAUCGAAUGAAGGCAAGGCUUGGUGAACUUCAGGCCCGGUUGGACAGCCAUGAGAAGCAAAGGAUCCAUACGACUGGUCAUGGCGGUAACGACAUGACCCAAGGGGUUUCUAGCGUACCAAUUCCUUUUGGCACAAGUGCUCUGGUCAUGAAUGGCCAUUCGAGCACCCAUAGCCUCACCGGACUUAAUUCAGUUCUGACGAAUGGACGCGGUGGAGAAGUGUCCCAACCCCCCUUGAGCAACGACCGGUCUCAUGCUUUACCGAUUCUGCAGACCAAUAUGUACGAUAUUCCCGCAGACGAAUCUACCACCUCUUUGUUCUCACACAAUCCGCAAUUUCUCAAUAGUCCCCCGAACUCUCACUCAUCUCCUCAAGCUCAUAACGCUCUGCCCUCCCCUCCUGGAAGAUCGGAUUCUGAACAAUCAGCCAAGGUAUCUCAGGAUUUCGUUCUUGAUUGCCUCCGAUUUCAGUCACAGCUCUUGAACAGGCUCAAUACACUUCAAAAUGACCCGGCAUGUACGGCCCAGGGCCAAUACUCGCAGCCUGAGGGGCUUCCUCAAUUGAUGGACGGCAUGAAUCAUGAGCAAAUAUCUUGUAUGGGAGGCUUUAAUGCCGCACACGCUGAGGCUGUGGAUUUCGCAUAUGAAAAUGCGCCUGACGCCUGGAAACCUGGCAACUUCAGCCAGAAGCUUCGCCAGCCACCUGCAGCCGGGUCUGUGAACUUUCCACCAUUGCUACCAGUAGCAGCACCGGGAAUGGAACCCGUAAUGGGCUCCAAAAGCUGUCACGCUACUCCUACCGGACUGGCUGCACCAGGGCAGAUUCUGGGUCGGGAAGCAACAGCAGAUGAACGCAUCGAAAACAUAAUGCAACAUAUACAAGCCAAUGGCUAUGAGAGUUUUGAUGAUUUGGCCACGGAAUACUAUUGCAGAAUGAAUAGAGACGGAGAUACAACCCCCCUUGCAAACGAACAACAUGUGAGAAGAGAUGGACGGUUGGCGAAGGUGAUGAAUGCUGUUCUCCACGCAACUAACAGCUGGACACACUGGGAGCGCCAAUCUUUUUAUGAAGAGAUUCUCAAACUUGCGGAGUCCAUGGUUGCUUCAGAAGCGGCAGAAACGAGGGACACGGUGCUGUCGCACCUUGGGCCUAUUGUGGAGGCUAGUGACUUGCAAAAUCAUGCAACCAAAACAGAAUCUCUACAUUCUAUAAAGAGAACUCUUGAGCUUGAGUUGCCCAACUCCUGGGCGUUGAACAUUGCUCUUGCCAACGAAACUGCGGCUGGGUGGCAGGAGGAUUGCUCGAACACGGCAUUGGCAACGACGCUAAUUCAAAAGCUUGCCGGCCGAGUACCCAAGGACAAGCUCCUAGGAUUAGUGGAAGCGUGUCUAUGA
Messenger RNA from Pochonia chlamydosporia 170, 1521 nucleotides. Its product is annotated as basic-leucine zipper (bZIP) transcription factor. Lineage: Eukaryota; Fungi; Ascomycota; Sordariomycetes; Hypocreales; Clavicipitaceae. Gene Ontology annotation, biological process: regulation of DNA-templated transcription. The transcript is spliced from 4 exons. Gene Ontology annotation, molecular function: DNA-binding transcription factor activity. The record is from RefSeq and is a predicted model, not a curated record. Bases 1 to 1521 code for a protein of 506 amino acids.